Tilletiaria anomala UBC 951 is the source of this 727-nucleotide messenger RNA. RefSeq lists its product as uncharacterized. NCBI's taxonomy places the organism in Eukaryota, Fungi, Basidiomycota, Exobasidiomycetes, Georgefischeriales, Tilletiariaceae. Bases 190 to 660 code for a protein of 156 amino acids. The record is from RefSeq and is a predicted model, not a curated record. The transcript has a single exon.
CGCAGCUCUUCACCAGCAUAUACUACCUUUCCAUACCGUUCGCCUCUCUCGGACCUUCUCGUCAACAAUGCCGGGAUUGACAAUUCAGUUGGCCCGACAAUCGAGGUGCCUCUCUCUUCCUUCCGCGAAACCUACGAAGUAAAUUUCUUCGGUGUGCUUCGCCUCACGUAGGCCAUUGUCGCAGGGCACAUGCUACCUGCCUCUCGAAAAUCUGCAGCGCGAGGCAGCUUGAAGGGUGCGAAGCCGCGCAGAGCAGGCACCGUCGUCAACAUCGCAAGCAUUGCAGCCCUCAUUACUUCUCCCUUUGGCGCGGCGUACGACUCAUCCAAGUCCGUCAUGCGGUCUCUGUCCGAUGCUUUGCACCUCGAGCUGGGACCGCUCGGGGUCAAGGUGAUCGCCGUCCUACCUGGGAAGGUGUUGACGCGGUUCGGAGAAAAUGCGAUCGCUAGCGUAGAGAAGCGCGCCAAGUCUGCGGAACCUGAGGCUGAUGGCUUCUACAGCCAUGUGCAGGACUUGGUCUGCCUAAGAGCAGCUUUUGGGCAGAUGGGUAAAACUAUGAGUCCCGAAGACCUGGCGCGGCGCAUCAUCGAGCAUAUCGACAGGGACGCGACCACCGGCCGGUUUCAAGUAGCGGAGCAUACCUCACCACGGCACCAAUGAGCACUAUCGUCCGAGUCAGUCGAUUUUGGCCGGUGCGCUUGCAGAACUGGGUCCUAAGCAAAUUUUU